UCCGUACCUUUUGUAAUGUUGCGCUAGGCAUCUGCUUUAUCGAUGGUAGCAAAUUUGCGUCAUUUUGACAGCGGUGUCCAGCUGUUUCUUCACCUAUCAAAAUUCGUGCCUUUACCGAAAGGAAAUCUGAAAACACCAGAGAAUGGCUCGCUACGUCGGAUUGGAUAAGUUGGGUAAGCUGUUCGGCUACAUUCGCGAUAAUGGAGGCAUCCGAGCCAGUUUGUACAAGCUGUACAGAAUGGAUGAAAUGAAAGCGGGGCGUUUGGUCGGACAGGACAAGUAUGGCAACAAAUACUACGAAGAUCCGUCACAGUUCUACGGAAGGAAUCGCUGGGUCGAAUACGCGCCGCACUUCAACCUGGAAUACGACGGUUCGCAGAUCCCGGCCGAAUGGUUCGGAUGGAUGCAUUACAAGACCGAUUUGCCACCGAACCGAGAUGGAAUGCGCCCGCAUUAUUCAUGGAUGGCCGAUCAUAGCGAAAACCUUUCCGGAACUAAAGAAGCCUACAUGCCGUACUCUACCACCCGCCCGAAAGUGGAAGCAUGGGAUCCCAAAAAGCCGGCUCCCAAACUGGAAUAGAUGUGAAAUAUAAUGGUUUAGGGUUAAAUAUCCGUUGCUUUAGCAAAAACUUCCGUUGGAAUCGUAA
Messenger RNA from Aedes aegypti (yellow fever mosquito), 647 nucleotides. It is a transcript of the gene ND-B17.2, whose product is annotated as probable NADH dehydrogenase [ubiquinone] 1 alpha subcomplex subunit 12. Lineage: Eukaryota; Metazoa; Arthropoda; Insecta; Diptera; Culicidae. Bases 143 to 580 code for a protein of 145 amino acids. The transcript is spliced from 5 exons. The record is from RefSeq and is a predicted model, not a curated record. Gene Ontology annotation, cellular component: membrane. Gene Ontology annotation, biological process: response to oxidative stress; mitochondrial respiratory chain complex I assembly.